CUACGGUAUUAUUGAGCUGCCAAUAUACCUUGGCAGAGAUCCUAACUCGAGCGCUUGACCAACCAACCUGCACCAGAGUCUGAUCGAUCUCUUCCCAGCUUCCUUCGUUGCUCAUCUACAAUCAAAGUCAACUAAGACAAACAACCACCUAUCUGUCUCCCAGGUGCCACGAAUAGUUUCGACGUCCAUGUAUCUCUUUUCCUUCCUUCUUGACCCCCUGCCUUGAAACCGUUUUGAGAGCAUCGGGCCGACUUGACCUCGCUUACCCUGCCUACCUGUACACACCGCCCAGUUCUUUGGGUUGGCUGUCGACCUCGACCGAGUCUCACCUACCUACCCUCUGCGGCUCUGCCCCGCCAUGGACCGUAUGCAACGCAGCUUCACCAAGCUGAUGAACAAAGCUCCAGGCGACAAUGCCAAAGUCGCCCUGAUUCUCAAGGAGUACGAUGAUGCCAUUCAAUUCCUUGGCAAGAUUAUUGACGGUAGCAAGGCCCUACGCGAUGCAUGGCUUUCCGUCGCCAAUUGCCAGUAUGUACUUGUCAAGGAGUACGCUGAACUCUACGAUCCUCCCGUGGGGGAGUUGGAACGGCCCACCAGACCUACUCCCGUGCUUCAAGUCAAGCGCACCUUUGGUCUCCGGGAGGCCUACAACGAGCUCAAGUCCGACCUUCUACAGGAGGUGGCGGGGAUUGACGUACAAGUCAUACGCCCUGCCACCGACGCCCUCGAGUUCAUUCAGCCCAUGCGGAAGACCAUCAAGAAGCGUGAGAACAAGCGACUGGACUACGAGAAGGCCCAGGACAAGGUCAAAAAACUUCAGAAGAAGACAAGCAGGACUACUAAGGAAGACGCCGCACUUUCCAAGGCGGAGAGUGAGAUGAAUGUCGUGUCAGAGGAGUUUCAAAUCGCCGACGACCAUCUUCGGCGAACGCUUCCCCCACUCAUUUGCUCCGUUUCUGACUUGGUUCCUUACUUGCUGGCUUCUCUCGCAACCAUCGAGAACCGACUCUUGGGUCUCUACUACACCGUUCUCCACGGCUAUUGCCAGGAUCAUGAAUUUCCCUCACCGCCUCCGCCCAUGGACCAAGUUAUAUCGCAAUGGGCAUCUCGGUUCAAGCCCGUCCAGUCGGAGACAGAGUCCAUGUCAAUCCUAGCGCGUGGUAAAGCCGUGCGCAUGCCGAUGGCAGCGAACUACGACUCGCAAAGCGGUAAUCCCGCGCCCCGGAACAGCCAGACUCGCAACACGUCGGGCUUCCUGCCUGGCUUGACGGAGAACAAUGGGACCGAACCUACCAGAAGAACAACGCGAAUUCCAUCCACCAGCUCCGCAGCUCUGUCGAAUAAGUCAGAUGCCUCGCCGCAGUCCAGCCGGCAGUCAAGCCAGUCCGCCCUGUCGCGCUCCAAAGUCGGCCUGCCGACCGAUUUCACAACUGCGACUUCACUCGGCCAAUCCCCGGGCAGCGGGCCCCUCGCUCCCGGCUAUACGCCCUCCCGAGAGCGGUCUGACUAUUUCGAGCAUCAGUCGCAGCUUGUGAUCAGCACUGUCGCGUCGCCGCAGGGCCGUAGCGCCUCCGGGGGCAUCAUGAAAAAGAAACCGCCCCCACCGCCCCCUACGAAGCGUGCACAACAGGCGCCAGUCGAAUACGUUAUCGCCGAACACAACUUUACGAGCGACCAGGAUGGCGACCUGAGUUUCAGAGAAGGUGACAGGAUCAAGAUUGUCAAGAAGACCCAAAAGCUUCAGGACUGGUGGGUGGGCGAGUUGGGUGGCGUACAGGGCAAUUUCCCUGCCAAUUAUUGCAGGCCCACGUAAAUGGGUACAGACCUAGCAAUAAGUCGAUAACAGAUUAUUCUUCCUCCAAUACCGAUAGUCUAAUAUACUUAUGUGAGGCUGCCAUGCUCCAAAGGCCACGCUAUGGCUUCAUCAAGGUCACACGAC
Messenger RNA from Sodiomyces alkalinus F11, 1939 nucleotides. Its product is annotated as SH3 domain signaling protein. Gene Ontology annotation, cellular component: medial cortex; mating projection tip; Rvs161p-Rvs167p complex. Gene Ontology annotation, biological process: plasma membrane tubulation; endocytosis; actin cortical patch localization. The coding region runs from base 359 to 1813 and encodes 484 amino acids. The transcript is spliced from 3 exons. Gene Ontology annotation, molecular function: protein binding; lipid binding. The record is from RefSeq and is a predicted model, not a curated record. Lineage: Eukaryota; Fungi; Ascomycota; Sordariomycetes; Glomerellales; Plectosphaerellaceae.